Messenger RNA from Lactuca sativa (garden lettuce), 1818 nucleotides. RefSeq lists its product as uncharacterized. Lineage: Eukaryota; Viridiplantae; Streptophyta; Magnoliopsida; Asterales; Asteraceae. The record is from RefSeq and is a predicted model, not a curated record.
AUGGAGCCAGAUGCCAAGGAGUUCACGAGUAUGGUUGCUCAGAUAAUUGAUAAGAGGCUAUGGAUGGGGGCUAUGGGAAAAUCAGAUGGGAUGCUUUCAUGCACAACAGCUAAAGAAAUAUGGGAUAGGUUGAAGGAACUGUACUCAACCGAUGAGGAUCUGGAGCACUCGAUCCAAACCUUAUUGCUCUCUGAAUUCGGUGCUUUCGUACAAAAACCUGAAGAGAAGCUCAUUCAAACAUUCGAUCAUUUCAACCAUUUGCUUAGCAAGAUGAUGAAGCCUAGUAUUGAAAGGAAGGUGAUUGAACAAAAUGAUACAUUAAUGAAUGGCUUAAGGCCCGAAUGGAUAGCAGUGGUUUCAACAGUGAAAGCUCAUGAACAAUUUAAAUCAUAUUCACUGGCGAAGCUAAUGGGAAUUCUCAAAUCCCACGAGAGCGAAGUAACAAAAGAAGCGAAAGUUGUUUCGGGUGUGGGUUCACUGGCCCUUGUUUAUAAACGCAAGAAUGUAGUAGACGAAGAGGAGCAAUCUGAUAUGUCAGAAUGUGAUCUGACCAAUGAAGAGUACACAAUGAUGGUCACUAACCCGAAGAAGUUUGCUCGCAGAAAGUUCCCAGCCAAUAAGAACCGAAACUGGCAGGGAAGCUAUAAUUCUGAAAAAGUGAAGGAAGAACCAAAGAACAACACCCAAAAGGACGAUGAAAAGAAGGAGAGUAAACUUGAAAACAUUGUCAAUGAUGAGUUCGAUGGAGUGGAAGUUUGGUCUAUAGAUUCUGAGGAUGAAGAGGUACGCACACCCUCGCAUGGAAGAGCAUAUGUGGCGAGAGAAGGAGUUGUUGUGUCGGCUGGGAGAUGCUUAAUGAUAACAACCGAAAGCAAGCAUGAGAAGGAGAAGGUCAAGGAAGACAAAUGCUUCGCUGCCAAGCCCAUGAGUGAAAAGAUCAGCGACUGCGAUCAGUUGAUCAAGAAGGAGGACGAAAUCAUUGCUGAGUGUGAAUCUAUAAUGUCCUUGGAUGAAAUCUCUGUCACCUACAAAUAUGGAUUGGACAAAAUUGAAUCUUUCAUUGAGUCUAAAGAACAAUUCAUUAAAAACGAACCCGAACCAACAAAACCCCUCAUAUCUGAAAAUUCGGUUGAAUACGCUCGGGUGUCAAAGGAAAAAUCGAAGACGCUCAAAGAAAAGGCCAUUGUCUAUCAGAAGGUACAAACUACACCCAACCAAGUGUAUAAAGUCACUGGAGUCACUAAGAAGCCAACGGCAGAGUUGACAUCGAUGGUUGACAAAGAUAAUGCUGAAGGGUGCGAUAAUUUCUUCUGUGGUUGCUCUCGUCACAUGACAAGAAGAAGUGAAGAACUUAGAGAGUUUCGGUCCCUUAAGGAUGGUGGGUGUGUGAAAUACGGAAACAACUCUUACAGCAUCAUCAAAGGAUAUGGCAUGAUAACUAACGGAGAGUUCUCUAUACGAAAGGUAGCCUACGUGGAAGGAUUGCAACAUAACCUCAUCAGCAUUUCUCAACUUUUCGCAGGAACCAGUUUGAAAGUCUCGUUUGAUGAUGAGGGAUCAAAAAUAAUUGAAAAACAAAUGAAGAAAAUUCUGUUAAAAUCUGAGCGAAAAGGGGAGAUAUUUCCUCUAAAUCUCAACUUGAUAAAAGGAAAGCUAGAAAUAUGUUUGCUAUCAAAGGCGAACACAAAUGAAAGUUGGUUAUGGCACCGAAGACUGUCCCAUCUGAACUUCAAAGAUAUUAAUCAGUUGGUGCUUGGUGAUCACGUGCGUGGACUUCCUAUUCUCAAAUUUGAUAAGGAACAUUUGUGCGCAGCAUGA